UCUAGAAGCUUCUACAAUGUCAGCUCUCUGAUUGGCCGGAACAUUCUAGCAAGCGAAGAUUCUCGAUACCCAUUGGGCGAGAGUAUAUAUACAAGGACCGCGCGCGGCCGGCUCUCAGUUUAAAUUUCGAAGGACGUGUAGAAACUUUGUGUAAUGAAAUUCGUUAAAACUUUUUCGCGGUUUUGCUAAGUUCGCGUAUUAAAAAUGGUGGCUAUAGGCAUCGAUUUCGGUACGACAUAUUCUUGUGUAGCGAUAUGGAGAGAAGGUUUAGUGGAAGUGAUAUCGAACGACCAAGGGAACAGGACAACGCCGUCUUACGUCUCUUUUACGAAGAACCAGCGCCUCAUAGGAGAAGCAGCGAAGAACCAAGCACCUUUUAACCACUGGAACACGGUUUUUGGCACAAAACGCCUCAUUGGACGUCGUUACGAUGACAUAGGCGUACAAAUGGAUUUACACAACUGGCCAUACGUAGUUUUAAAUAACAACGGUAAGCCUAAGAUCUUAGUAGAGUAUAAGGGUCAGAAAAAGCAGUUUGCCCCGGAGGAAAUAAGCAGUAUGAUAAUUUGCAGGAUGAAGGAGUUUGCCGAGGCGUAUUUGGGAGAGAAAAUUAAGGAUGCUGUUGUAACUGUUCCUGCUUAUUUCAACGAUGCUCAGCGACAAGCGACCAGGGCCGCAGGGGUCAUAGCGGGCCUUAAUGUACUGAAGAUAUUAAACGAACCAACGGCGGCAGCGUUAGCAUAUGGAUUAGACCAGAAUUUAAAGGAAGCAACGAAUGUACUCAUCUACGACCUAGGAGGUGGGACGCUGGACGUAUCAGUUUUGAGCAUCAAUGAAAAAUCCAUGUACAAAGUUAAAGGGACCGCAGGAAAUAUGCGAUUAGGGGGAGAGGAUUUUGAUAACAGAUUAGUAGCUUAUUUAGCAGAGGAUUUUCGAAAAAGAUACCACACGGAUAUAAUAGCAAAACCUAAAGCUUUAAGGAGAUUGAAAACGGCAGCUGAACGUGCGAAAAGGGCUUUGACUUCGGCUUCGGAGGCCUACGUGGAGAUAGAGUCUUUGUGCAAUGAUGUUGACUAUCAGGGUAAAAUAAUCAGAAAUCAAUUUGAAGAAUUAUGUUCAGAUUUGUUCAGAGAUACGCUCAAACCAGUACAGAAAGCUCUAGAUACUGCUAAGGUUAAUAAACAUGAUAUAGAUCAUGUUAUUCUCGUCGGAGGGAGUACUAGGAUACCAAAGCUAAGGAGUAUGUUGAUUGAGUUCUUCGAUGGAAAGACAUUGACGGCAUCUGUCAAUCCUGACGAAGCAAUAGCGUGCGGUGCAGCCAUACAGGCCGCUGUCCUCAGUGGAGACGAGCAUGAAAGGUUACAGGAUCUACUUCUAUUUGACGUAGUGCCAUUAACAUUAGGAGUGGAAGCGGCUAGAGGCAUGAUGUUCCAAGUCAUAAACAGGAAUACUCCAAUACCUUGCAGAGUUACUAAAGAACUAACCACAUUGGAAGACUAUCAGACAGCUAUGACUAUAGAAAUAUUUGAAGGAGAAAGAACGCAAACCAAAGAUAACAAUCUAUUGGGUUCUUUUGACCUUAAUGGGAUACCUCCCGCCCCGCGAGGCAUAGCUAAGAUAGAUGUAACUUUCGACAUAGAUUUUAAUGGAGUUCUCAGUGUGUUUGCUCAAGAUCGAAGCACGGGCAACAUGGAAAGUCUAAUAAUAAGAAAUAUUGAUAGACUUAAGCAGCAGGAAAUCGAGAAGAUGGUGGUCGAUGCUGAGAUAUUCAAGGAAGAAGAUAAAGAGGAUCGCAGGAGAUUAGAAGCAAGGAAUCAAUUAGAAAGUUACAUUUAUAGCGUCAAACAAUCCGUAAUCGAUAAAAUUGGAAAUUUGACACCUGUAGAAGCGACUAUGAUGGUGACAGAAUGCCAAGAAGCAUUGACGUGGUUGGAAGGCAACAUGGAUUGUCUUCGAGAGGAGUUUCAGAGGAAGAUAUCAGAGCUGUUGAGGAGAUGGUCAGGAGUUAUGAAGAAGAUUUAUGGACAGAGAUGGAGAGGUUCCAAGAGGAAGAGAACGGAGUCUGAAGCGUCAAGUGGAAUUUCAACAGCUUCUAUCGAAGAGAUAUUUGAUUCAAAUUUGUGGUAGAAACUUUACUUUUUAGUAGGAUUGACAAUAUGUUUACUAUGUUA
Cydia strobilella is the source of this 2171-nucleotide messenger RNA. Its product is annotated as heat shock protein 68-like. The record is from RefSeq and is a predicted model, not a curated record. Bases 205 to 2127 code for a protein of 640 amino acids. Lineage: Eukaryota; Metazoa; Arthropoda; Insecta; Lepidoptera; Tortricidae. Gene Ontology annotation, molecular function: ATP binding; ATP-dependent protein folding chaperone. The transcript has a single exon. Gene Ontology annotation, cellular component: nucleus; cytoplasm; cytosol.